Messenger RNA from Candida tropicalis MYA-3404, 843 nucleotides. It is a transcript of the gene CKB2, whose product is annotated as casein kinase 2 regulatory subunit. Gene Ontology annotation, molecular function: protein kinase regulator activity. The record is from RefSeq and is a predicted model, not a curated record. Gene Ontology annotation, cellular component: cytoplasm; protein kinase CK2 complex. The transcript has a single exon. NCBI's taxonomy places the organism in Eukaryota, Fungi, Ascomycota, Pichiomycetes, Serinales, Debaryomycetaceae. The coding region runs from base 1 to 843 and encodes 280 amino acids.
AUGGCCACCGAAGAAUAUGCGACUGAUUCCAGUUCUGAUUUCACCGAAUAUUGGAUUGAUUUAUUCUUAGGAAUCAAAGGAAACGAAUACUUCUGUGAUAUUGAUGAUGAAUAUAUUAGAGAUAGAUUUAAUUUGACUGGAUUAAAUCAAGAAGUGUCCAAAUUACCUACAUUAAUAGAUAUAAUAACGGAUGUCAUAGAUAUAGACCUGCAACCGGAUGAACAUAGAGAUAGUUUGGAACAUAAUGCUCGUAUAUUGUACGGUUUAAUUCAUGCUAGAUACAUCUUGACCACUAGAGGUUUAAAUAAAAUGUUUGAGAAAUAUAGAAGUGGGGAUUUCGGUUAUUGUCCUAGGGUGCAUUGUCAGUUGAAUCCAUUAUUACCAAUAGGAUUGAAUGAUCAACCUCGUAUGGCAUCUGUUAAAUUGUAUUGUUCGAAAUGUGAAGAUUUAUAUAAUCCAAAAUCAGGAAGACAUUCUGUUAUUGAUGGUGCUUAUUUUGGUACUUCUUUCCCAGCCAUGUUUUUCCAAAACUUUCCAAAUACAAUUCCAGUACAUUCUAAAGAAACAUAUGUUCCAAGAGUUUUUGGAUUUAAAUUGCAUGAAUAUUCUAAAUUGAAUAGAUGGAGAGAAUUGCAAAGGUUGAAAUUGGAAAAUAGAUUGAGAAAGAACGGUAUACAGAUUGAUAAUGUUGUUGGUGGGUUUAUAACAAAUGGUGAGAGUGAUAGCCGCGGUACAAACAUCAACAAUAACAAUAACAAUAGUAACAACAGUACUAAUAACAUAAAUCCACAACUACAAAGUGCAUCUUCUCAUUACAGAAGCCAGGCACAAUAUCAAAAGUAA